Lytechinus variegatus (green sea urchin) is the source of this 736-nucleotide messenger RNA. Its product is annotated as collectin-12-like. Gene Ontology annotation, molecular function: carbohydrate binding. Gene Ontology annotation, cellular component: external side of plasma membrane. Gene Ontology annotation, biological process: biological process involved in interspecies interaction between organisms. The coding region runs from base 170 to 736 and encodes 188 amino acids. The transcript has 2 exons. Lineage: Eukaryota; Metazoa; Echinodermata; Echinoidea; Temnopleuroida; Toxopneustidae. The record is from RefSeq and is a predicted model, not a curated record.
AGGUUGUGAUUUAAAUGUCCUCUCAUACGGCGGGUCCUGCUACCACUUCGUCCAGACCAAGUCCAACUUUUCCUCUGCAAAAUCAACAUGCGAAUCAUUUCACGGUUGGCAUCUCGUCUACAUCGGCUCGCAGGAAGAACAAGACUUCCUUGAGAGGGAGCUACCGGACAUGGUGGAAGGAUACUGGAUUGGGUUAUCCAGUGUGACCUGGCUUGAUGGUAGUAGUCUCACCUACAACAAUUUCGGAGGACCUUAUGUUUCGACGUUUAAUGAUCAAGGGAUUGCUUUCCGAAUUUCAAAGGGCUCUCGAGCAUGGUACGAUGUGAGUUACGAUGGGAAUUUCCGCUACAUUUGUGAAAACGAAGGGGCUGCCUGUGUUGGUGAUGACAUCGGACACAACGAUUCGUGCUACCACUUUUCAGCGGUGAACUCCAGGUUCCCUGAAUCAAGAUCUACCUGUGAAGGACUCGGGAUGCACCUGGUUUACAUUGGAUCUCAAGAAGAGCAGGACUUCCUUGUCAGCCACUUGGUGGACACCGAAGAAUACUGGAUCGGUCUGUCCAGUAUGGUUUGGCUUGAUGGCUCACAUCUCGUUUACAAUAAUAUCCCAUACCAUGACUAUGCCUUUGAUGACGAGGGAAUAUGCUUCAGGAUGUACCCAUCGGAACUGGUGUGGUACGAUCAGAACUGUUCCGAUAGCUAUCAUUACAUUUGUGAGAAAGAAAUCGGUGAGUAG